Messenger RNA from Vitis vinifera (wine grape), 2181 nucleotides. RefSeq names its product malic enzyme (gene VVME2). Gene Ontology annotation, molecular function: malate dehydrogenase (decarboxylating) (NADP+) activity; malate dehydrogenase (decarboxylating) (NAD+) activity; NAD binding. Gene Ontology annotation, biological process: pyruvate metabolic process; malate metabolic process. The record is from RefSeq and is marked provisional. NCBI's taxonomy places the organism in Eukaryota, Viridiplantae, Streptophyta, Magnoliopsida, Vitales, Vitaceae. Gene Ontology annotation, cellular component: chloroplast.
AGCUCAUAUAAGCGACAGCUGCAGAGAGAGAAGGAGAGUCAGUAGAAAAGCGAGGAGUGCUUAACCUGAAGACUCUCUCUUACAGUUUCUCUGCAUCUCUCAUUUUCUUCCUGAAUUGAGUGUUGGAAGGGCGCAAAACUCUCUUGUCACCAUGAUCUCGUUGAACAGCAGUAGUUUCCUGAGCAACUCGGGCUUUUCCGGGAUUUCUCGGAGCGUGUCUCAGAGGAAGGUUCUACCUCCGGUAGUGUUGGCUUUGGGGUCCAACGGCAGAGCAGGGGAGCUAAACGUCAGCGCUGUGAUGGAGAGUACCUUGAAGGAGUUGAGGGAUGGUAACACGGUGCUUGAGGUGGAUUCGAAAUCCGCGGUCAGUGGUGGGGUUCGGGAUGUUCAAGGCGAGGAUGCUGCCACAGAGGAUCAGAUUGUUACUCCUUGGACUAUAACCGUCGCUAGCGGUUAUUCGUUAUUGCGGAAUCCACAUCAUAAUAAAGGGCUUGCCUUCACUGAAAAAGAGAGAGAUCACCAUUAUUUACGUGGCCUUCUCCCUCCAGCUGUUGUCUCUCAAGAUCUUCAGGUAAAAAAGUUGAUGGCCAAUAUCCGCCAGUAUACUGUUCCAUUGCAGAAGUACAUGGCAAUGAUGGAUCUUCAGGAAAGAAAUGAAAAGCUGUUCUACAAGCUACUCAUGGAUAAUGUUGAGGAGCUGCUCCCAGUUGUCUAUACCCCAACGGUUGGUGAAGCUUGCCAAAAAUAUGGAGGCAUCUUGAGGCGUCCUCAGGGCCUUUUCAUUAGUCUGAAUGAGAAGGGGAAGAUUCUUGAGGUACUGAAGAACUGGCCUGAGAAGAAUAUUCAAGUUAUUGUUGUCACUGAUGGGGAGCGAAUUUUGGGGCUUGGGGAUCUUGGUUGCCAGGGUAUGGGGAUACCAGUAGGGAAACUCUCUUUAUAUACCGCACUUGGAGGAGUUCGUCCUUCAGCCUGCUUGCCAGUUACAAUUGAUGUGGGAACAAACAAUCAGAAAUUAUUGGAUGAUGAGUUCUAUAUCGGGCUCCGGCAGAAGAGGGCAACAGGGCAGGAAUAUGCUGAACUUAUACAUGAAUUCAUGUGUGCGGUCAAGCAGAACUAUGGGGAGAAAGUCCUUGUUCAGUUUGAGGACUUUGCAAACCACAACGCAUUUGAUCUGCUUGCAAGAUAUGGUACAACUCAUCUCGUUUUCAAUGAUGAUAUUCAGGGAACGGCAUCUGUGGUUCUUGCAGGGCUCAUUUCAGCGCUAAAUUUAGUUGGGGGAACCUUAGCUGAACAUACAUUUUUAUUCCUUGGUGCUGGAGAGGCUGGCACUGGAAUAGCAGAACUCAUAGCUCUUGAGAUGUCAAAACAGACACAAGCUCCACUGGAAGAGACCCGCAAGAAGAUUUGGCUUGUGGACUCAAAGGGAUUGAUUGUUAGCUCCCGCAUGGAUUCACUUCAACAUUUCAAGAAGCCCUGGGCUCAUGAGCAUGAGCCUAUUAAAAAUCUCGUAGAUGCUGUUAAGGCAAUCAAGCCAACGGUGUUGAUUGGAUCUUCAGGAGUAGGCAGAACAUUUACUAAGGAGGUGGUUGAGGCCAUGGCCUCCUUCAAUGAGAAACCCAUCAUUCUUGCUCUCUCCAACCCGACUUCACAAUCUGAAUGUACAGCUGAAGAAGCUUAUACAUGGAGUGAGGGUCGUGCCAUUUUUGCUAGUGGAAGCCCAUUUGACCCCGUCGAAUACAAUGGGAAAGUUUUUGUGCCUGGACAGUCAAAUAAUGCAUACAUUUUCCCUGGAUUCGGUCUGGGUUUGAUCAUCUCUGGUGCAAUCCGUGUGCAUGACGACAUGCUUUUGGCAGCCUCGGAAGCUUUGGCAAAACAGGCAACCCAGGAGAACUUCGACAAGGGAAUGAUAUACCCACCAUUCUCUAAUAUCAGAAAGAUUUCAGCCCAUAUUGCCGCUAAUGUGGCUGCUAAAGCGUAUGAGCUUGGUUUGGCUACUCGUCUCCCUCAGCCGGAAAAUCUGGUGGAGUAUGCUGAGAACUGCAUGUACAGCCCUGUAUAUCGAUCGUUCCGGUGAAUGGGUGGGAAGAUCCUGUAGUGUUGGCUUGCAGUUUAAUUUUCAUGUUCUUUCUUUUUAAUCAUUUACACCAUAUUUUUUCCUUUUUAUUACCCCCUAUUCCCUUC